Messenger RNA from Mesitornis unicolor (brown roatelo), 729 nucleotides. It is a transcript of the gene PEX26, whose product is annotated as peroxisomal biogenesis factor 26. The transcript is spliced from 5 exons. Gene Ontology annotation, molecular function: ATPase binding; protein-containing complex binding. Gene Ontology annotation, biological process: protein import into peroxisome matrix; protein import into peroxisome membrane. Gene Ontology annotation, cellular component: peroxisomal membrane; peroxisome. The record is from RefSeq and is a predicted model, not a curated record. The annotation marks the transcript as partial. Lineage: Eukaryota; Metazoa; Chordata; Aves; Mesitornithiformes; Mesitornithidae.
CCCGGGACCGGCCCCAGCCCCGGCCCUGAGAGUUCUGCAGAAGUGAAAUGCUCCCUUUGUGUUGUGGGAAUUCAGGCGCUGGCUGAGAUGAACCGGUGGAGAGAAGUUCUGUCUUGGGUCUUACAGUAUUACCAUGUCCCUGAACAUCUGCCUCCAAAGGUUCUGGAGCUGUGUAUCCUGUUAUACAGCAAAGUGAGAGAGCCCCAGGUGAUGCUGGAGGUUGGCAGCAGCUGGCUGAGAGACCCAACCAAUAAGAGCCUCCCCGAGUACGGCUCGUUGCUGGAGCUCUAUCUGCUGCAUGUGUUGCUUCCGCUUGGCCGGUUUGAGGGGGCAGAAGAGCUUGUACGUGGCUGUGAUGUUUUUGACAGCGAGCAGCAGCUAGCAUUUCUUGGGACCAUCUGUGAAAGCCGGUGUCAGUGGACUCAGCGGGAAGAGAUGCACUCGGCUGCUGGAGAGCAGGAAGGCGCAGCAACAGAAACUGUUUUGAGUGCUUUGUCCCAAAAGCUCUUGACCAUGUUAACGUUGCUACGUAGAGCACUGAGGUCCAUGUCCAGCCACUUCUGUUUACUUCCUUACAAAAAGAUGCUCUUGGCUACAUUUCUGCUGUACCUGGUGGUGGUGAGAUUAGACCCAGCUUCUCCCACAUCACUGCCAUUCAUUUACAAAUUCUUCCGACAGGCUUGGGCAGCUGUAUUAUCUCCAAUCCAUAGGCCUCCAAUUCAAGACUAA